Molecule: messenger RNA, 1531 nt
Organism: Xiphias gladius (swordfish)
Lineage: Eukaryota; Metazoa; Chordata; Actinopteri; Istiophoriformes; Xiphiidae
Gene: tubb2b
Product: tubulin, beta 2b
Exons: 4
Coding region: 73-1410 (445 amino acids)
Biological process (GO): microtubule cytoskeleton organization; mitotic cell cycle
Cellular component (GO): cytoplasm; microtubule
Molecular function (GO): structural constituent of cytoskeleton; GTP binding; GTPase activity
Source: RefSeq, a predicted model, not a curated record
CUGUUGUGCACGCACAUAAAGAAAGUCAGUCGUUUGUGUGAAGGUAUAGUCUACCUCCAGAAAAAAAAAAAAAUGAGGGAAAUCGUGCAUCUUCAAGCCGGCCAGUGCGGAAACCAGAUUGGUGCUAAGUUUUGGGAGGUCAUCAGUGAUGAGCAUGGUAUUGACCCAACGGGUACAUACCAUGGUGACAGUGACCUGCAGCUUGACAGGAUCAAUGUCUACUACAAUGAAGCCUCGGGUGGUAAAUAUGUGCCCCGUGCUGUGCUGGUUGAUCUGGAGCCAGGCACCAUGGAUUCUGUGAGGUCUGGACCUUUUGGCCAGGUCUUCAGACCAGACAACUUUGUUUUUGGCCAGAGUGGUGCUGGCAACAACUGGGCUAAGGGUCACUACACUGAGGGUGCAGAGCUGGUGGACUCUGUCCUGGAUGUGGUGAGGAAGGAGGCAGAGAGCUGUGACUGCCUGCAAGGCUUCCAGCUCACCCACUCCCUGGGGGGUGGUACAGGCUCUGGUAUGGGAACCCUGCUCAUCAGCAAGAUCCGUGAAGAGUACCCUGACCGCAUCAUGAACACCUUCAGUGUGGUGCCUUCCCCAAAAGUAUCAGACACAGUUGUUGAGCCCUAUAAUGCCACACUAUCAGUCCACCAGCUUGUAGAAAAUACAGAUGAGACCUAUUGCAUCGACAAUGAGGCCCUAUACGACAUCUGUUUCCGUACCCUCAAACUCACAACCCCAUCAUACGGUGAUCUCAACCAUUUGGUCUCUGCCACCAUGAGUGGUGUCACCACCUGCCUCAGGUUCCCUGGACAGCUCAACGCUGACCUGCGCAAGUUGGCUGUAAACAUGGUGCCAUUCCCCCGUCUGCACUUCUUCAUGCCAGGCUUUGCUCCCCUCACAAGCAGAGGCAGCCAGCAAUACAGAUCACUCACUGUGCCAGAGCUCACCCAGCAGAUGUUCGAUGCCAAGAACAUGAUGGCUGCCUGUGACCCACGUCAUGGCCGCUACCUGACAGUGGCUGCCAUUUUCCGUGGCCGCAUGUCCAUGAAGGAGGUGGAUGAGCAGAUGCUGAACGUGCAGAACAAGAACAGCAGCUACUUCGUUGAAUGGAUCCCCAACAACGUCAAGACCGCGGUCUGCGACAUUCCUCCCCGUGGCCUCAAGAUGGCUGCCACCUUCAUUGGCAACAGCACAGCCAUCCAGGAGCUGUUCAAGCGCAUUUCUGAGCAGUUCACAGCUAUGUUUAGGCGCAAAGCUUUCCUCCACUGGUACACUGGUGAGGGUAUGGAUGAGAUGGAGUUCACUGAGGCAGAAAGCAACAUGAACGACCUGGUAUCUGAGUAUCAGCAGUACCAGGAUGCCACUGCGGAGGAGGAGGGAGAGUUUGAGGAGGAGGGUGAGGAGGAGCUGGCCUAAAUGUACCAUCUUUACAAAGAUCUGCUGUUGUAUCUUUGCAGUGAAAUGUAACGUUCCAAAUCUUUCCAGUCAGUGUUCUGUCUCCUGUUCAUGUUAAUAAAAGUACUUCUGCAUAUUUGAA